Molecule: messenger RNA, 5390 nt
Organism: Colius striatus (speckled mousebird)
Lineage: Eukaryota; Metazoa; Chordata; Aves; Coliiformes; Coliidae
Gene: OGDHL
Product: oxoglutarate dehydrogenase L
Exons: 23
Coding region: 78-3125 (1015 amino acids)
Biological process (GO): tricarboxylic acid cycle
Cellular component (GO): mitochondrion; oxoglutarate dehydrogenase complex
Molecular function (GO): thiamine pyrophosphate binding; oxoglutarate dehydrogenase (succinyl-transferring) activity
Source: RefSeq, a predicted model, not a curated record
CCGGGCUGUGCCUCGGGCGGCACGGAGCGCGCCCGCCCCCGCAGACUUGACUUGGAUCUUCUGUCUAAUAAACAAACAUGAGUCAUCUGAAAUUGUUUGCGGCUACGCUGAAGUGUCAUGGCAUUAAACUUCUGGAAAAGCACGAUAUAGCCAGAAGAGUAUUUUUACAUGGCCAACGGUAUGUUUCGUCAGGAACCUCAGAACCAUUCCUGAGUGGGAGUAAUUCCAAUUAUGUGGAGGAAAUGUAUUAUGCAUGGCUUGAAAACCCCAAAAGUGUACAUAAGUCCUGGGAUUUGUUUUUCCGAAAUGCAAAUGCUGGCCAAGCAUAUGAUCCCCAUCUACCAGAUCAACUGGAAGGAAAGGCAUCAUUUCUUCAGAGCCAUGGCCUGGCCCAGACACCGGGUAAAGCAGAAAAACUUGUUGAAGAUCACCUUGCUGUGCAGUCUUUGAUUAGAGCAUACCAAAUCCGUGGCCAUCAUGUGGCUCAGCUGGAUCCCCUUGGAAUUCUGGAUGCAGACUUGGAUUCGUUUGUUCCCUCUGACUUAAUCACCACAAUCGAUAAACUCGGGUUUUAUGGUUUGCAUGAAUCAGAUUUGGACAAAGUCUUUCAGCUACCUACAACCACCUUCAUAGGAGGAAAUGAGAACAGUCUUUCUUUACGAGAGAUCAUCAAACGACUGGAGAAUACCUACUGCCAACAUAUUGGCUUGGAAUUUAUGUUCAUCAAUGACGUGGAGCAGUGCCAGUGGAUCCGGCAGAAGUUUGAGACGCCGGGAGUCAUGAAGUUUACUAAUGACGAAAAAAGGACUUUGUUGGCAAGGCUGGUGCGCUCAAUGAGGUUUGAAGACUUCCUUGCUCGCAAGUGGUCUUCCGAGAAGAGAUUUGGUUUGGAAGGAUGUGAAGUUAUGAUUCCUGCACUUAAGACCAUCAUUGAUAAAUCCAGUGAAAUGGGAAUUGAAUAUGUGAUAAUGGGGAUGCCUCACAGAGGUAGACUGAAUGUAUUGGCUAAUGUAAUCCGAAAAGAGCUGGAGCAGAUCUUCUGUCAAUUUGAUCCCAAACUUGAAGCAGCUGAUGAGGGAUCUGGAGACGUAAAAUACCACUUGGGAAUGUACCAUGAGAGGAUCAACCGAGCAACGAACAAGAAAAUCACUCUGUCCCUGAUGGCUAACCCUUCUCACUUGGAAGCAGUUGAUCCUGUUGUGCAAGGCAAAACCAAAGCUGAACAGUUUUAUCGAGGUGACACAGCAGGAAAAAAGGUUAUGUCCAUAUUAUUACAUGGGGAUGCUGCCUUUGCAGGACAAGGAGUGGUUUAUGAGACAUUUCAUCUUAGUGACCUCCCAUCCUACACCACAAAUGGCACUAUUCAUGUUGUGGUCAACAACCAGAUUGGCUUCACGACGGACCCCCGUAUGGCCCGUUCUUCUCCAUAUCCUACUGAUGUUGCUCGUGUGGUCAACGCUCCCAUUUUUCAUGUGAAUGCUGAUGACCCUGAAGCAGUGAUGUAUGUGUGCAAUGUAGCUGCAGAGUGGCGAAACACAUUCAAUAAAGAUGUGGUAGUUGAUUUGGUUUGUUACCGUAGGAGAGGGCACAACGAAAUGGAUGAACCGAUGUUCACUCAGCCUCUCAUGUACAAGCAGAUUCACAAGCAGGUGCCGGUGCUGAAGAAGUACGCUGACAAACUCAUUGCAGAUGGGACUGUAACACUGCAGGAGUUUGAGGAAGAAAUUGCCAAGUAUGAUAGAAUAUGUGAAGAAGCAUAUACUAGAUCUAAGGAUAAUAAGAUCCUGCAUAUCAAGCACUGGCUUGAUUCACCUUGGCCUGGAUUCUUUAACGUGGAUGGAGAACCCAAGAGCAUGUCUUGUCCUCCAACUGGCAUUUCAGAAGACAUGCUGACUCACAUUGGCAAUGUAGCUAGCUCAGUGCCAGUCAAAGACUUCAAAAUACAUGCAGGACUGUCUCGGAUUUUGAGAGCCCGCUUGGAAAUGACCAAGAACAGGGUGGUUGACUGGGCUUUAGCAGAAUACAUGGCUUUCGGUUCUUUCCUGAAAGAAGGGAUCCACGUCCGACUAAGUGGACAGGAUGUGGAAAGGGGUACUUUUAGCCAUCGUCAUCACGUGCUUCACGAUCAAGAAGUUGACAAGAGAACGUGUGUUCCCAUGAAUCACCUCUGGGAGCAGCAGGCCCCCUACACUGUGUGCAACAGCUCUCUUUCCGAAUAUGGUGUCUUAGGUUUUGAGCUUGGCUUUGCCAUGGCGAGUCCCAACGCGUUGGUGUGCUGGGAGGCCCAGUUUGGUGACUUCCACAACACGGCUCAGUGCAUCAUAGACCAGUUCAUCAGCUCCGGCCAGGCCAAGUGGGUCCGGCACAACGGCAUCGUCCUGCUCUUGCCACAUGGCAUGGAGGGAAUGGGUCCAGAGCAUUCAUCAGCCAGGCCUGAGAGGUUUCUGCAGAUGAGCAACGACGAUUCUGAUGCUUAUCCAGAGUUCUCUCAGGAGCAGUUUGAAGUUUCCCAGCUGUAUGAAUGCAACUGGAUUGUGGUGAAUUGUUCAACUCCAGCCAAUUACUUUCACGUGCUCAGAAGACAGAUUUUGCUGCCGUUCAGAAAACCGCUGAUUGUUUUGACACCCAAGUCACUGCUGAGGCAUCCAGAAGCUAAAUCCAGUUUUGAUGAAAUGGUGUCUGGUACCACUUUCCAACGUGUGAUUCCUGAGAAUGGGCUGGCAGCUCAUGCACCACAGGAGGUCAAGCGAGUGAUUUUCUGCACAGGGAAAGUCUACUAUGAUCUUGUGAAAGAGAGAAAGAAUCAAGACCUGGAGAAACAAGUAGCUAUAACCAGACUUGAACAGAUCUCACCAUUCCCCUUUGACUUGCUGAAAGAAGAGCUUGAGAAGUAUCCAGGUGCUGAUCUAGUUUGGUGUCAGGAGGAACACAAAAACAGUGGAUAUUACGAUUAUGUCAAACCUCGUUUCCGCACAAUUGUGAACCACACUCGACCUAUAUGGUAUGUUGGUCGAGAGCCUGCUGCUGCAGCUGCCACAGGCAACAAGAACACGCAUCUGGUGUCGCUCCGGAGGUUCCUGGAUACAGCUUUCAACCUGGAGGCCUUCGAGGGAAAGACCUUCUAACUGCAUACUAACCCAUCUCUGACUAGUAGCCUCUCAAAUCACUGCAUCUAAAAGAUGAAAUGAAAAUGAGAAAAAUAAAAAACCAAAAAAAUUAUGUAUUUUUGCUUUACCAGAUAAAGGAUCCAGCAGCUGACUUCAUUAAUCUGCACCUUGCUCCCUAGUUUGUAAGGAAAAAAUCAUCCAGCUCACCUUCCACUGGUUUUUUUGCCACUUGUCUAUGUAGAUUGGGACCUUCUUGGCACAAGUAGAGUUUCCUAUCCAAGGAUGCAAUGUCUUGCUCAGUAAGGCUCCAGUCUCAGUCUGUGGGCACUGUCUAAUUACUGUAAAUAGAGCAGGCAGGGACAGCAUGAUGAUUAUGCACAUCCCUGAAAAAGAAGAGAGUGUUUGGGAGCUAUGAAGGAAACAAGAUGCAUUGUUACAAGGAAAAUGGUUGCCAGUUUUUUCUAGGUGUAUUGGAGAGGAGUAAGGAAACUGAAAAGGAGAGAGUUGAUAGAUGACUUUUGUAGAGAACGUAUUGACCAUGGUUGUUGGAAGGAGAUGGUAAGGUAGCCUGGUGGUGUGAGAAGGCUGGAAACAGGGAGUCAGAUUACAAAGUUGCUAAACUAUGGGUGAAGACAAAAGUACUAUGGACCACUUCAGUCUUAGGUGGAGGAGGGUGAUGAAGGCAGAAAUCAUAGAAUUUGGGGGAAACUGAGAAGGGAAGAAGUCUACACAAGACCAGCACUACAGAACAGUGAGUGAUCAGCAGAAGAAUUCAGCAACAGUUGACUUCAAAAGUAAGAGGUGACACCACUAAUUGCUCCUACUCCCUAGGCUGUCUGCUUUGAUGCUCUGUGCUGUUAGGGAACUGUGGGAUCCUGUGAACAUCCUGAUUUUGGAUAAACUCUCUCUCCUUCACAAAGCUACUAGGAUCUGCUUUUCUUUGACCUGAUAGCACCCAUGAAAAGAUUGUGUCUGUGUUUGUGCAACAAGUAGUGGGUUCUCUGCUUUGCCCAGUGCUAACCCCGCCUCACAUCUCCUUGCUGAUGUUAAUUUGACUCUAAAGUGGCAAUUCCUGAUUUAGUCACUCUUUUUUUAUGUUAAGAAGAAGGUGGGCAAGCAACAAGUGCUGACUGACCAGAGGCACAUGCUGUGGUUUUGUACAAGUACCGAUUGAUUUAUUUUGUCCCUUGUGUUGUCAAUUAGGAUAUCAAUUGCCAUAUACCUUCAGUAUGGGCAUAAAAGUGAGCUGCCUGGAGCUGGCUCUGCAAGGCACUGAUGUACAGCAGGAGCUGGAGGGGAGAGAACAGCAGAGGUGGUUUCUUUUCCCAGGAGGCUGCAUUGAGGGGUGGGCUCAGAGAGCUGCUGCUGGGAGGCAGGUGGGCACCCCCUUCCUCUCACCUGUUCCUGUUACCUCUGCCCCAGGAGAAUUUGGAUCUGGGUGUAUCUUGUGACUGCAGGUUUGUGCAAUGCUAGACUAUGUAGUGGCAGACUUCUCCCCUUCUUUCUGCUGGCUGGCAGAGGCAACUGCUCCAGUGACGGGAUGGGGGUGCAGAGGAACGGCCAUGCCUGUGGUGUAGCUGGAAGCUGCAGCUUCACUGCACAAGGGCCCUGAGUCCCUGCAGUGCAGGGAGGGCUGUGCUGGAUCUGCUGAGCAGCUACUCUGAUCCUUCAGGACAAGUGACUGAAAAACAUGCAGGUGAGACUUCACCUCCAUCUCCAGUUCCCUGUCCUGAGCGUGCUCCUGGGACGUACUUAUAUUCCAGGCAGGAAGUUUUACCCUGCUCUAUCAGCUGUGGCAUAGUAAGGCUUGACAGUUUGUGCCUGAGCCAAAGAGUCAGAUGAUGCUGGAAAGCUACUUGUCACAUCAGAAUAAAAAGCUAUAUUAAAAACCUUUAGUAUGAUCAGGUACUACUUGUCCAAGCAGGUUACACAAAGGGGAUGUGUGCUUUAUGCUGUCCCUUUGGCCUGGAGAAAACAUGAUUAAUCCUGUCAGAGCAUAAAAUUGAUUUGGUAAGGUACUUAUUGUGGGAUCCAGAACCAAACUUAGUCUAAUGUUCAUGAAACUCAGUAGCAUCUUUUUAAAUCAGGUCGGCUGCCUUGGGCUUUUUCUCUCAUUGAAACACUGAAGCUAAUUGGGUCUUUUGAAACCUAAUGAACUUGGAAAUUAUUGCAGUUGACAGCAGCGAAUAUUGUCUCCUGUCCGUUUCUGUAGCUGAUAGGCAAUAACCAUCACCCAGAGUAUUUUAAUGCUUUUUGGAAUGCUUGUUUCUGUGGCAAGAAUUG